Molecule: messenger RNA, 2235 nt
Organism: Perkinsus marinus ATCC 50983
Lineage: Eukaryota; Perkinsozoa; Perkinsida; Perkinsidae
Exons: 4
Coding region: 1-2235 (744 amino acids)
Source: RefSeq, a predicted model, not a curated record
AUGACCGACUAUUCUAUCAUACUGGGGUCGUAUCUCACUCCCACUACCAGUGUGCGAUAUAUCAAGCCCGCUCUAGAUGAAAUCUUCCGGCGACACGAGGCUGCUGGCGUGGACACUCCCAAGCUACUGUAUUGUGAUAAUAAUUGUUGUAGCCAGGCCGAUACUGAGCUCAGUGGCUCCUCUGGAUUGAGGGAUAUAAUACCAGAUGGCAUGAUGGUACGCUUAGAUAGUUUCCAUCUACAGCAGCGCCUAAAUCGAGAAGUCGUUCAGCAACAUGUUCUCUGCAAUAAGUUCAAGAACGACUUGCGAAAGGCCAUAUUCAUCGAGAAUUCCAGCGACUGUCAUGCUUUGAUGAGCGCACGUGCUGCUUUGGGGAUUUUGGGACCACCUACCAAGCACGAGCGCACUAAGUAUAUCUCUCGACGGAUACCUCCUCCGAAGGAGCUCAGAGAGCGCAUAACCACGGUGGUGGAGGUCUAUGCUGAACGUGAUGCAGCUGCUUUGCAAGAGUGGAAAGCAUCUGAUGAUAGACGUAAGCUAGUUGAGGCGGGAGCUGGCGGAUGGCAGUUGGAGAAUCCUCCACCUGGGACCAGAUUCGCUCCCCUAUUGACGAGUCGUUUCUACUCUGUUCUGGAAACGCAGUGGAGACACAUAGACAGAGGAUGUCUCUCAGAUUGUCUAGAGCAGGGUCACGCUAUGAAGACGGGAGAGGCUGCUUACAGAGGAUCGAGCACUCUGAAGUUGAACACCUAUCGCUGCGCUCGUGGGAGCUCCGGUUGCGAAAAUUUUCAUUCCCAGAUGGCGAAGGCGUAUGCAUCUUCGAACCGUGUUAGCUGUUACUUGUACAACCUAAGACUACUCUGGUUGCUGCAUCGACAUAAUCGUCGAGCCUGCAUGAGGCUUGGUUUGAAGGUGCCUGAUGAAUCCCUAACUCCUCGAUCAGUGGAGGCUCUCGGUUCGAAGGUUGUUCAAGAGUGCUACGAGGACUUCCGUCUCGCUUCGGUGGACUACGAACUACCGAAGCUUGGAUAUGAGUAUUGCUUAUCGCUCGAUGAUCUUCCAGUCGACUUGCAAGAGGCCCAGAAGAAUAGACCUGAGGGUGUGGCGGGCUUUCUCGAGAUGCUCGAUGGAUUAGAGAAUGGAGAGGGUGAUGUGGAGGCGAUCGAGAAGGAUGCUGACGAAGGCAGCUCUGAUUCCUCGAUGGAUGAUAACGAUGCGGUAGGCAUGACAUCCGAUAUCGACUAUGGCCACACAGUUCCUCAGGUUCCUCAAUUGUUCAUCUCGCCUACUAGAGAAAAUAAUAGUGGUGAUUUUGCGAAGCGGAUUCGACUGAAAGCUGCCUCCUCUACACCUGAUAACUAUCCAGUUCUGCACGAGGUCAAUUCCGAGAUGUCGAGGAUCUUCAGCAAGCUUAGGCUGGAAUUCCCCAAAGCAUCUGCGGCUGAACUGCGGCAUAAAUAUAUGGAGGAGUUCUUCUACGUUGAGAAGGAAGCUCACAAGCAAGAGCAACGGCAGCCGCGAGCUCUUCACCCUAUCUCAUUACUGCAAGUCGAGCAGUGGCUAUCGAGGGAUAGGAAAGACAUGAACUUCGCUGCUAAGCAUGGCUCCAUGACUCUUGAGAGCCGGGAGCAGUUCAACAAGCUCGAAUUCGCUCUUCGGCCACAGCCUACUGCACCGGCUUCCUAUGCUGAGGUUGUUCUCAAUGGGGAUACGCGCCUCGACCCGGGGCCACGUAAGGUUGGAGUUGAAGACUUGGAGUAUGAAUUGGAGCGGCAGAGGCAAAAAAAAGGCAGUAAGAGGAAGAGGGGUAAGAGGAUUCGGAAGCAGCUGAGGAGGUGCAAGACGUGUGGCGAACUAUUGCGGAAGGGUUACAAUAGUCAUAUAUAUGAUGAGAACAACAGAUAUGGGCGCUGUCCUCUGGACAGAGGAGUUAAUAUCGGAGCAAAGGAGAAGAAAGAAGCCGAGGUAGCUCGUCUGGAGAGGAUUGAAGUACAAAUCAAAGCUAACUUGGCGGGGGCGGUAGUGCUGGAUCCUGAUGCUCCUGGAAGGCGCUGUCCACGCUGCGGUAAAGCGCAGUUUAAAGUGGUAAAAGAGGACGAGUCUGGUUACGCACAAAAGAAGUGGUGCCCCCUUCUCGACACCGUGGAGUCACUCAUCGAGCUUGAGAGUGUUCAGAGAGAGCGGCAGAGAGAGCGAUGGCGGAAGAAGAAUGAAAGAAGGAAGGCUUCAGAGUAA